Molecule: messenger RNA, 2823 nt
Organism: Bombina bombina (fire-bellied toad)
Lineage: Eukaryota; Metazoa; Chordata; Amphibia; Anura; Bombinatoridae
Product: gastrula zinc finger protein XlCGF26.1-like
Exons: 5
Coding region: 279-1760 (493 amino acids)
Source: RefSeq, a predicted model, not a curated record
CUUCCUGUGCAGCCGUUGCUGGGUAACUGCUGGGAUAUCGCUGAGGAGCAAAGCAUAAUUGACAACAAUCUACAAAUACGGCAAGCAGCCUAGAGAUCAUCCUUGAAGCACACAUAAGCAACUUCUUUGGAUAGAUGUGUGGAUCAUGCAGAUGGACCCGGGGGGGAGCCCCUAACUCAGACACGACCAGAGCACUCAGAGAUAUCAGAUAUUGAUGUAAUUGCAGUGAAUAAGGGAACCUUUUUCCUGAGCACAGACAUUGGAGCCUGGUUAUCAGCAUGAACUCAUAUGUGUUAGACAAACACGUCAAUAGUUCAUAUCCAUCCUUCACUUCAGGAAGCAUCAGAAUGAUACCGCAAACUCCAAUAGUCUUAGACACCAAUGACUAUUCACAAACAUUGGGGAUAUCACAGCAGAUUUUUAAAGGAGAUGGUGAUUUGGCAGGAACUGGGCAGCAAUCAUUAUGUACAGAGAGUAAUUUAGUCAUCAAACAAGAGGACAACAUUUAUGACUUAUCUAGUGAAAUUAUUAUCCCUGAGGAUAAACCACACACAUUUACAGAGUUUUCAAAACAUAUUAAAGAAGGAAAAUGUCUACAGUCUAGCCAAAUGAUUCAUACAAAGGAGAAACCUUUCAAAUGUACAGAAUGUGAGAAAAGCUUUAGAUGGAAGUCUCAUCUACUAGAACACCACAAAAUUCAAACAGGUGAGAAACCACACACAUGUACUGAGUGCGGCAAAUGUUUUACACAAAUGGAUAAUCUGAAAAGUCAUAAAAAGAUUCACACAGGAGAGAAGCCUUUCACGUCUACAGAGUGUGGAAAAAGUUUUACAAACAAGAGUAAUCUGAAAAGUCAUGAAAGGAGUCACACAGGAGAAAAAUCUUUCACAUGUACAGAGUAUGGAAAAAGUUUUAAACAAAACAGUGAUCCGAAAAAGCAUGAAAGGAUUUACACAGGAAAAAAGCCUUUCACAUGUACAGAGUGUGGAAAAUGUUUUACACGUAAGAGUAGUCUGAAAAACCAUGAAAGGAUUCACACAGGAGAAAAACCUUUCACAUGUACAGAGUGUGGAAAAUGUUUUACACAAAAGAGUGAAAUGAAAAUUCAUGAAAUGAGUCACACAGGAGAAAAGCCUUUCACAUGUACAGAGUGUGGAAAAUGUUUUACACAAAAGGGUAGUCUGAAAAAGCAUGAAAUGAUUCACACAGGGGAAAAGCUGUUUACAUGUACAGAGUGUGGAAAAGGUUUUACAGUAAAGGGUAGUCUGAAAAAGCAUGAAAGGAUUCACACAGGGGAAAAGCUGUUCACAUGUACAGAGUGUGGAAAAAGUUUUACACUUAUGAGUAAUCUGAAAAACCAUGAAAAGAUUCACACAGGAGAAAAGCCUUUCACAUGUACAGAGUGUGGAAAAGGUUUUACAGAAAUGAGUCAUCUGAAAACUCAUGAAAGGAUUCACACAGGAGAAAAGCCUUUCACAUGUACAGAGUGUGGAAAACGUUUUACACAAAUGAGUCAUCUUAAAACUCAUGAAAGGAUUCACACAGGAGAAAAGCCUUUCACAUGUCCAGAGUGUGGAAAAAGUUUUACAGAAAAGAGUAGUCUGAAAAAGCAUGAAAGGAUUCACACAGGGGAAAAGCCUUUCACAUGUACAGAGUGUGGAAAAAGUUUUACACAGAAAAGUUAUCUAAAAACUCAUGAAAGGAUUCACAAGGGAAGAAACCUUUCACAUGUUUAUAAAGUGGAAAAAGUUUUUUUUUAAAUCGGGUAUCACAAAACACCAACUAUUUACACACAAACUUUAUAUACACAGUGUACAAACCUUUUUAUAAUUAUCCUAAAGAGGACAAACUCUCUAAAUAGAAGCGUCAAAAAGGAGUUAUUGUAAAUAAUACUUUCUAAAUGACAGUUAUAAAAGCCCCAGAUUAGAAGUGCUCUCCUGCUGUCCUUUGUUCCUCUAUAUAUGUGCACCUCAGUUUCUCUCAUAUUAAUGUGAUAGAAUCCAAACACCACACAGGAAUAUACAGAUCUGUCAUCAUACUGACCAGUUUACACUACCAUUCACCCCCAGUGUUGUUUAUUAAGUGUUAGGAGUUGUACUUUUGAUUUACAUAGAGGAGAAUAUAAUUAUAUUUACAGAAUAAAGGAGUCUUUAUAUGAAUAGAGUGUUAGAAAAUUAUAUAAACAAGAACAUCAAUCUCAAAUGAUUGACUUCUGGGAGAUAUAUUGAAUGUGCACAUCAUGUGGAUAAACCUUUUCUUAUAGCAAUAGAUGCUUAGCAUUGUACAUGUUAUAUACCAGAGGAAUUACUGAGGGGAAACUGAUUUUAUUUAAUGAGACACAAUAUCAGUAACCGGUACAUACGUGAGCAUAAUCAGUAUAAUUUAAAUGGCUACUAUAACCUACAUGUAUACUGGGUAUGUAAUAUGUGUGUCAUGUGAUCAUAAUCAGUUUAAUUUAAAUGGCUACUAUAACCUACAUGUAUACUGGGUAUGUAAUAUGUGUGUCAUGUGAUCAUAAUCAGUUUAAUUUAAAUGACUACUAUAACCUACAUGUAUACUGGGUAUGUAAUAUGUGUGUCAUGUUCUGUAACUUGAUAUUAUGUCUGUUAGAUGUUUUCAUGUUAGUUAGAAGCCACAAGAACUGAUAAUAGCACAUACUGUAUAUAUAAAGGGAGCAUUAUAUGUCUGAUAAAUCCCUUUGUAUCAAGAGCACAAGUGUUAGGUAUAUUUAUACCAUUGUGUGCAUAUAUCAUGUAAUGCUGCUGUUUACUAUAUGAUGAUAUACAAUGUUUUUUCAUGCAAAUAAAAAGUGAUUGUAAUCCA